GGCAAAACUCACUUAACAUCUCACUUAGUAGCAGAAAUUUUGGACUCAAUUGUCAUCAGUUGAGGACUAUGUAAAUAGGUUCUUUCUUAAAACUUGAUGGGCUGAAAUAAAACAAAGGAAAAUGAAAGGAAACCUUCUUCCUUAAAGUUACAUUAGCAAGAGUUCUCUAGAACGGGACAAAAUGUAACAGGGAAAAUACAGAGGAAUAUAUACAAUGCUCCCAACUCACUGAAAAUCACAGGAAAACUACAUCAUGUUUUAUGGUUGGUGAACGUUUCCGCUGUCUUAAGAUAUUUCCUUCCAUCGCUGACUUUCAGAUUUUACCCUGCACUUCUGUCUUGGUUAUAAUUCAAAGACAUUCAAGGUUUUCCUUACCUUGGAAUUUGUCACCAUCAUGGGAGAGAUUAAAAUCUCUCCAGACUAUAGCUGGUUCAGAAGUACUGUGCCUCUCAAAAAGAUCAUUGUAGAUGACGACGACAGCAAGAUUUGGUCGCUCUACGACGCAGGACCCAGGAAUAUCCGGUGCCCCCUCAUAUUUCUCCCACCCGUCAGCGGAACGGCGGACGUCUUCUUCCAACAGAUACUAGCCCUGUCGGGGUGGGGUUACAGAGUCAUUGCUCUGGAAACUUUGGGCCAGAGCGAGCUGGCUUCAAGACUCACUCUCAAUUGCCAGAAUUCCUACGUUGAACCUCAUAAAAUCCGAGAUGUCCCUGUCACCAUCAUGGAUGUAUUUGAUCAGAGUGCCUUGUCUACAGAAGCCAAGGAAGAGAUGUAUAAAUUGUAUCCCAACGCCAGGAGAGCUCAUCUUAAAACAGGAGGCAAUUUCCCAUAUCUCUGCAGAAGUGCUGAAGUAAACCUUUAUAUCCAAAUACACUUGCUUCAGUUCCAUGGGACCAGAUAUGCUGCUAUUGACCCCUCCAUGAUCAGCGCAGAAGAGCUAGAAGUCCAGAAAGCCAACCUCCAAUCUAGCAACGAGCCAGAACUACCAUCGUAAUUGGACGAUCGGCCAUUGUUUCAUCUAGAGGGCCUCGCCUCUUUCCUUGUUGGCAGAUGUCCUACCCAAUCACAUCUGACCUUCUCCUUGUCUUUCUCUUUUUCCCACUAAACUGGUUAGAAUUGGGUCCUUAAAACUCAGCUGGAUGGAUUUCAUUACAUGAAAUAAGGCUACAGACACUCGCUCCCGUUUCUGUUUCACACGCUAAGUUUGGAUAAUAAAAGUUAAGGAUGCAACUUUGGAAGACUCAUUAUAAAGAAAAGAAAACAAAACGAAUGCAACUGUCAGAGACAAAACUUUUAGUACCAAAGCCUUCAUUACUGUGCUCUUAAUCGAGAAUAAAUCUUUUUAAUAUAUAUAUCUAUAUCUGUACAAAUCUAUUAUCUCCAUGCAGAGAGGGCCUACUAUGAACAAAUUACAGAUGCCUGUACGUUCAUUUAUAAUUUGAAUAUUUAGUUUUAAACUAUGUUGGAAGUGUCAAUGUUGCUGUUAUGUUUCUUUAUAUACUGCUGCCGCUUAAUGACUUGAAAUCAAAGGGGUUUUUUUGUAAAAUUUAUUUGCUAUCGUACUUUUGUUUUUGAAUAAAAUUUUAACUGGGCGUGGGGAGGACCCCAGUUAUUCUGCUGUUAAGAA
This is a messenger RNA of Thamnophis sirtalis, 1627 nucleotides long. The record is from RefSeq and is a predicted model, not a curated record. Lineage: Eukaryota; Metazoa; Chordata; Lepidosauria; Squamata; Natricidae.